GGUGUUGUCUUUUCAAUUCAUUUAUCUGCAGGAAUGAUUGCGACUAUCAGUCUGGAGCUCACCGCCUGGCUGAGGAGGUGAAAGUUUCGCCACAGGAAGAUAAACCGCAAAAGACAAUAUUGUACAUGAUUUGCGUUUGCAGUCGAGGAGAGGGAGUGGAGAAAAUUCCUUUCCGCUAAAAAUAAAUAGAAAUCCAUGAUCAGAGUUUGUCAAACUCGCACUGAGUAAACUCACACAAAAAUCCUCCAAGCAAAAGCAGUGUUCAGAAUAUUUGCGCGUGCUUUUUGAUUUUCCUCGCAGUAGUUUCAGUUACAGACUGAAGAUGCUCUUGGAUGCAGGAUCCCAGUAUCCUACCAUAGGAGUGACUACGUUCGGCUCCUCCAGACAUCACUCAACCGGAGAAGUCACAGACAGAGAAGUGGCUUUGGGGAUAAAUCCCUUUGCUGAUGGGAUGGGCGCUUUUAAAAUCAACCACAGCACCCACGACCUGGGCUCUGGACAAACGGCGUUUUCCUCUCAAGCGCCAGGCUAUGCCGCUGCCCUGGGACACCAUCACCACCCCACCCAUGUCAGCUCCUAUUCCACCGCGGCUUUCAAUUCCACUCGGGACUUUCUGUUUCGAAAUCGGGGUUUCGGGGACGCUACGAGCGCACAGCACAGUCUCUUCGCCUCCGCAGCGGGAAGUUUUGCAGGGCCACAUGGACACUCGGAUGCAGCUGGGCACCUGCUUUUUCCGGGACUUCACGAGCAAGCGGCCACUCACGCGUCUUCCAAUGUUGUAAACAGUCAGAUGCGUCUGGGCUUUUCUGGGGACAUGUACGGUAGAGCCGAGCAGUACGGCCAUGUAACCAGCCCCAGGUCCGAUCAUUACGCUUCGACCCAGUUGCACGGAUAUGGCCCCAUGAACAUGAACAUGGCUGCACAUCACGGAGCAGGGGCCUUCUUUCGGUAUAUGAGGCAGCCAAUAAAGCAGGAACUCAUCUGCAAAUGGAUCGAACCAGAACAAUUGACAAACCCGAAAAAGUCCUGCAACAAAACUUUCAGCACGAUGCACGAGCUCGUUACACAUCUCACAGUGGAGCAUGUCGGGGGGCCAGAACAAUCGAAUCAUAUCUGUUUUUGGGAAGAGUGUCCUAGGGAAGGAAAACCCUUUAAAGCGAAGUACAAACUUGUAAAUCACAUCAGAGUGCACACCGGCGAAAAACCGUUCCCGUGCCCGUUUCCUGGCUGUGGGAAAGUAUUUGCUCGGUCGGAAAACCUCAAGAUCCAUAAAAGAACGCACACGGGUGAAAAGCCAUUUAAGUGUGAGUUUGAUGGCUGCGACAGACGGUUUGCGAACAGCAGCGAUCGUAAGAAACACAUGCACGUCCACACGUCUGACAAACCCUAUCUCUGCAAAAUGUGCGACAAAUCAUAUACCCAUCCCAGCUCUCUCCGAAAACACAUGAAGGUUCACGAGUCAUCAACACAAGGAUCACAACCGUCACCAGCGGCCAGCUCAGGGUACGAGUCAUCCACGCCACCAACAAUCGUAUCUCCGUCUACAGAAAACCAGAACAGCAGCUCCAUAUCCCCAGCAUCUUCAACAGUGCAUCACACGACAAGUCACAGCGCCCUGUCAUCAAAUUUUAAUGAAUGGUACGUGUAAAAUAUUUUUAAAAAGACUGCAGAAAUAGGACUGCUUGAAAUCAAAGACUUAAAAGCCAGCCAUCAUUGUGGACCGAAAAAACAAGGAAGCCAAUUUUUUUGGUAAACGACGGUAUAUCCACGAAGUGAAAGCAAUGCUUGGACGAGGUACAUGGCCGACUGAGAAGUUAAAAUGUUUUUUUUUUUUUUUUUUUUUUUUGUUUUUUUUUUAAAGACUGCACACAUCUCGAAUUGCAUGCUAUCUGCGGGGCGCGGUCUGGUUUUGUACAUAAAGAUUUACUAGUUUAAAUAUGUAAUAUUUUAUUUUGUAAAUAGUUAUAUCACAGUUUAAGGGAAUUUGUGAAAAUGUGGUCCCUACAUUUAUGGAAAAUGAAAUGGUUUUAAAGAAUAAUGCGAUGAAUAGUCUUGAUUGAAAAGAGUGUUAUAGUUAAUGUGUACCAAAUGUGAAUUACUCAGUAUUACUACAGUCUACACGUCGACCUAACCGACUAUUAGUAUUAAUGUGCUUUUGUAUACAGUGCAAACAUUUCGUCUCAAGUCCAGUCUAAGUAGCACAGUAAAUUGUUGUUAAUGUCAUGUCGAUAAAUCGUAUAGUGAAAGCCUGAAACUCCGUGUCAAUCUGUUUAUGUACGAAGUGGUAAAAAGAUUAAACUAUCUGUUCAUUGCCUUGGUAAUUGCAAGAAAUGAAUAUAUGUAUAUAACUCAAUUUUCCAUAUUUAUCCGCAUGUAAAGGGCCGGUAUCACAUGUUAGAAAUGAUCGGUAUUUAUGGAGAAAUGCGUUCGUAUGUAAAAUUUAGUUUACACAAUUGUUUGGUUACUUUUCGUACAGUAUUAAAGACUUAAAAACAAAAUAAAAUGAAAUGAAUUCAA
Anguilla rostrata (American eel) is the source of this 2517-nucleotide messenger RNA. RefSeq names its product zic family member 1 (odd-paired homolog, Drosophila) (gene zic1). Lineage: Eukaryota; Metazoa; Chordata; Actinopteri; Anguilliformes; Anguillidae. Gene Ontology annotation, biological process: regulation of transcription by RNA polymerase II. The transcript has 3 exons. The record is from RefSeq and is a predicted model, not a curated record. The coding region runs from base 323 to 1648 and encodes 441 amino acids. Gene Ontology annotation, molecular function: RNA polymerase II cis-regulatory region sequence-specific DNA binding; DNA-binding transcription factor activity, RNA polymerase II-specific. Gene Ontology annotation, cellular component: nucleus.